AUGUGCAUGACCUCAUUGACAUUCCCCCAUCCCUUUGAAACCGAACAAUUACCAGUUGAAGUCGUCCGAUUAAUCGUUGAAAACAUAAUUAAUCAAAGCCCCAUUAUAUCUGCUGACCCCACAAACUGUACCGACACUUCAUUCCUACAUCAUACGCAAGUUACCCGUCUGCUUCAGUUGCGUUUAUUAAGCAAAGCCUGGGACAUUGUCAUUCUCGACUCUGUUUUCAAAAAUUUGCGCCUACCUCGCGAUAACAUGGCCAGCAGUCUUGCAGGCAUUUGGAAAACAUCAUACCUGACUCCUGGCUUUCCAAAAUUACAACGACUCUGCCUGGAUGGAGUCCAACAUCCGAUGCCUCUUUCCCAACAUGGACAACCAUUGCCGUCUCCAACACCAGUGUACCCAUUUUCUAUCCGACCCCAAAACGCGGCAUCAAUUAUUAGCUUAUGCAGGUACACCUUAACCCAACUAAAACUUAGGUUUAUCGACUGCGUUGGAUUCACUCCUGAGUUAUCAAACACCAUUCAGCUUGCUACAGGUUUACAUACUCUCAAUAUUUCAGGUUCCCGCUCCUCAGGGGUCCCACACGAUUCAAAGUCAAUUAAGUUCCUACUCGAAAGGAUUCCGCAACUAAAGUCUUUAUCCCUCAACUUCUCAUUCCUAUCCGCGAUGGAAUUGGCGCGCAAUUCUCUUCCCGACUUGGAGCACUUUUGGUUUGCGUGUGAUCUCGACAACCUACAAGCUGCAAAGGACAUAUGUCAGUCUUCUGCAAGAAAAAUCAGUUGCCUAGAAUUACUCCCACAGGCUAAUCCGGACCCAAUAGCCCCGAUAGCCUUAGGAUUACAAGACAUACUCCAAGUUCUGUUCAUAAUUUCUAUUCCGGACCGUAUCCCACGCAACAGCCGCGACACUUGCUUUCCUAAACUCCGGGUUCUCCGAAGUGAAUACUGCCACUUGAAUCCAUUGGAAAUUGAUCUUCAGUGGUUAAAAUGGCCGUUACUACAAUCAAUUGAAGUGUUGGUUACGAGUUAUUGGCACGGGAACGUAUAUUGGCGAAGCAUCUUAGCUCAGACUGACCGCGCUUCAAUCACGGUUCCUCCAAAACUAAAACACAUAGUCUUCACAACGCCCAAAGGAUCUGGACUUCGUGAUCAGGAGCUGGUGGAAGUAUUCCAAUCAAUAGGAGUUAAAUGCCAUUUCAUGUUCCAGCCAGCUUGCGCAGAUCUCAUGGGUCUGGCAAACUUAUUGAACACUGAAGAACUCCGCUCCAAUGAUGUGGUUGACCCAAACUGA
Messenger RNA from Melampsora larici-populina 98AG31, 1293 nucleotides. RefSeq lists its product as uncharacterized. Lineage: Eukaryota; Fungi; Basidiomycota; Pucciniomycetes; Pucciniales; Melampsoraceae. The transcript has 2 exons. The record is from RefSeq and is a predicted model, not a curated record. Bases 1 to 1293 code for a protein of 430 amino acids.